Frieseomelitta varia is the source of this 2171-nucleotide messenger RNA. Its product is annotated as tektin-3-like. Gene Ontology annotation, biological process: cilium assembly; cilium movement involved in cell motility. The coding region runs from base 134 to 1663 and encodes 509 amino acids. The transcript has 9 exons. Gene Ontology annotation, cellular component: microtubule cytoskeleton; nucleus. The record is from RefSeq and is a predicted model, not a curated record. NCBI's taxonomy places the organism in Eukaryota, Metazoa, Arthropoda, Insecta, Hymenoptera, Apidae.
ACCAAUCAAUUUUAUGAAAUUGUUUAUUGAACUGAGUGAAAUGUAAAAAAUUAUUUCGCAGGCAUACAAAUUUUCGUCGCAUUAGAUUCCUUCAGUUCAAUUCUUCUAGAUUUCGUUAACUUUUUAAUUCAAAAUGGACAAAACUGAAGGAAAGCAAGAAACUGUCAUGUAUUCGCAACUGCAACCAUGGUCCACCGUGGGUGUACCACCAUGCAUGGAACAAAUUGCUGGUCCGCCGAUACCGAUUAGAGUUGGAGAAUUCUACAAAACGCCAAAGCCACAUUCUUGGCGCCCUACUUUAGGAUAUGAAAUGAUCGAAGCAUCUCCUCUGCCUGUACAGCCUGUGAUAAAUUUGCUCGCCAAUACAUGUUACAUGCCAAAAGGAAUGGCUACGGAACCGUUGCGAUUUCCAAAUCUAGUGACUGGUUUUGAUAGAAAUCCAGCGCAUGCAGCACGAGCUGCACUUUUCACAAGAUACGGACCGUACGAAUGGGUGCAGAAUCAACUAAAACUUUACAACGAAUCGAAUAGCAAUAGGAAUUUUUCUGAAAACUUACGACAGGAUACUGUUCGAGCGAUGCGAGAGGCCAGUGAAAAAGUACAGAACGGCCAAACUGAAACUGGCCGUAAAUUAGGAGAACGAAUUACGGAUACUACAUUUUGGAGAAACGAGGUGACUUCAGAAUUAGAGAGAUUGAUAAUAGAAAAUGCAAAAAUGCAAGACUGCCGUCGAAAUCUGCAGACUACGAUACAAAGUUUAGAAGGUCAAUUGCACAUAGCGCAGGAAUGCUUGUAUUAUCGCGAAGCUAGGACAGGUGCUGAUUUAGUACAUGACCAAGCCGAGCAUGCUCUUUUGAAAGAGGUGGAAGUAGUCAGAAAUUGUGAAAAUAAAUUAGAACAAUUUACGGAUAAAUGUGUUGAUCAGCUUACAAAUAGUAGAGCAGUCCAAAAUCAGCUAGAAAUUGAUAUAAAGAAUAAAGAAACUGCACUUGGAAUUGAUAUUACAUGUCACCAAAUGAACAAUUUCAGUCGAGGAUUACAAUAUUACGGUGGUAUUGAAAAAUAUGACCCCAGUGUCACAGAAUCCGAAUCAUGGGCAGAAGCUUCCAAUAACGUAGUAAAAACAUCACAAAAGGAGCGAGAAAAAUCUAGUCAUUUACGAAACGAUAUAGAAAUCGCAAUAAAUGCAGUUGGACAUGAAAUGUGGGAAGCAUGGGCAGAUACAAAUGAUGCAUUAGCCAGAAGAGCUGCAGAAAUGCUCGAAGCAAAAGAAAAAUUACAAAUACAUUUACAUAAAAUCCAACAAGAAAUCUUUGCAGUUGAAAAAGAUUUGCAAUUAAUACAAAAAGCCAUUACAGAUAAAAGUUCUGCUCUUAAAGUUGCACAUACUCGUUUAGAAAGUAGAUCACAUCGACCAGCUGCGGAAUUGUGUAAAGAUUAUGCUCAACUCAGAAUGAUCGAGGAAGUAGAAACAAUAAAAUCAAUGAUACAUGAAAUGAAUUUAAAAUUACAAAGAUUUGAAGCACAACAGCAACAACUUCUACGCACUAGAUCUAAUUUGGAAACUGAUUUAAAAUCCAAAAUUGAUUCAUUAUUUAUUGAUAGAGAAAAGUGUAUGGGCAUACGAAGAAGUUAUCCGAUAGCGUCAGUUAUAAAAUUUUGAAUCAUACAUGUAUCUAAAUAUAAAUAUAUCAAAAGAAUAUUUAUUUCUUCUGUUUAUUUUUUUUUUUUUAUAUAAUAUCAUACAUACAAAAUUCUACUGUUUCGUAAAAAUAUAGUAAAAAUAGUGCUUUACUUUUUUAAGUAUAUCUUUUUUGUUUAUUUAUUAACAAAAAAAAAUCAUUGGUACUAAAUCCAAUAAUACGAAAAAUUACUUUUAUUAACGAAAUAAAUCUAAUAUUUUUGAUGUAUAAUAAUAUCACAUUAAUCAUCUGAUAUAGAAUUCAGAUCUACCACCUAAUUAUAGAUCAGAUCUAGGAUUUAACUAUAUAUUUGUGCUAUGAACUUCAAAACUAUUCACGCAGAGUAAUAAAUUUUUAACUUAUUUUUAUUUUAAUGUACAAAAAAAUCAACAUGUUCGCUGUCAGUAUGUGACAUAUCAUGAAGUCUAACAUAUAUAUAUAUGUUAGACUUCAUGAUAUGUAUAUAUAUAUUGCAUCUAAUGUGUUAUA